ACGUUGUCAUGGUGUUGACCUGCAGGUGACCCGGAGGCUCUGAAGAAGAAGAGUUUCACCAUGAAGGAAGGAGUGGACUACAGAGUGAAGAUACACUUCAAGGUUAACAGGGAUAUUGUGUCUGGGCUGAAGUACGUCCAUCUGACCUACAGGAAAGGAAUCAGAGUGGACAAGGCUGUGUACAUGGUGGGCAGCUACGGGCCGCGGGUGGAGGAGCACGAGUUCAUGACCCCGGUGGAGGAGGCGCCCAAAGGCAUGAUUGUCAGAGGCAGCUACCACAUCAAGUCCCACUUCACCGACGACGACAAGACCGACCACCUCUCCUGGGAGUGGAACCUGGGGAUCAAGAAGGACUGGGACGAAUAGAGAGGAGCCUCAUUUCUCUCUCCCUCCUUCCCUCUCCCUGUGUCUCCACCUCUCCCUUUCCCCUUCCUUCCUUCCUUCCUUCUCUCUCCCUUGUCUCCCCCACUUUCAUCCCUUCUUCCUCCAUCAAGAAGGACUGGGAUGGAUAGAGACCUCUUCCUUCUCUCCAUGCUUCCCUCUCCCCUUGUCUCCCCUCUCCCUCCUUCUCUCCCUCUUCAUUUAGAAGGACUGGGAUGGAUAGAGACCUCAUCCCUCUCCCCGUGUCUCCCCUCUCCCUCCUUCUCUCCCUCUUCAUUUAGAAGGACUGUCUCUCCCUCUUUCUUCCUCCCCCCUCCUCUCCCCCUCCCUCCAAGGCCCACCUGUAUAAUAGUAAAAGACAGAGGCCGGUAUGAAAGGUGUAAACAGGAAGUUAGGUUAGGCACGGUCUAGAACGAGACAGAGAGGAUGUUGUCAUAAACCAAACCAGUAUCACAUCAUAGUAGACAACCGAACAUCGUGGGCUACAAACCAAUAUGGCCCCCUAUUCCCUAUAUAGUGCACUACCCGCAGGGCUCUGGUUAAAAGUAGUGCACUAUGUAGGGAAUAGGGGGCCAUUUUGGGAGGCAGGGGGUGUGAGCUGUAGGUGGAGAUCCACUUGUCUAUUUGUGAUGUAAUCUGAUGUUCUCUACUACAGUGUGUUAACUGAAGGGGAUCAAAUGAAGUUAAACCCGUGGGACUCACUCAUACAGUGACGUUGGAGUAUGGAGAUGUAUUUACACCCCAUAGUGGGAGAGGCACAUUCUAGAAGGUUAUUCUAAAGUGUUCUAUUCAGAAAAUUGCCAGUUCAACAAGGUUUCAAGGAGCAGCCCUUUGUAAUGUUAGUUAUCAGUUAGAAUGUUUGACAACAGCGUGUCUCAUACUCCUCAAGAAGUUACCAUCUUCUAAGUCCUACAUCUAGAAUGACCAUCUUCUAGGUCCUACAUCUAGAAUGACCAUCUUCUAAGUUCUACAUCUAGAAUGACCAUCUUCUAAGUUCUACAUCUAGAAUGACCAUCUUCUAAGUCCUACAUCUAGAAUGACCAUCUUCUAAGUCCUACAUCUAGAAUGACCAUCUUCUAAGUCCUACAUCUAUAAUGACCAUCUUCUAAGUCCUACAUCUAGAAUGACCAUCUUCUAAGUUAUAGUUCUAGAAUGACCAUCUUCUAAGUCCUACAUCUAGAAUGACCAUCUUCUAAGUCCUACAUCUAGAAUGACCAUCUUCUAAGUUCUACAUCUAGAAUGACCAUCUUCUAAGUUAUAGUUCUGGAAUGACCAUCUUCUAAGUUAUAGUUCUAGAAUGACCAUCUUCUAAGUUCUACAUCUAGAAUGACCAUCUUCUAAGUUAUAGUUCUAGAAUGACCAUCUUCUAAGUUAUAGUUCUAGAAUGACCAUCUUCUAAGUCCUACAUCUAGAAUGACCAUCUUCUAAGUUCUACAUCUAGAAUGACCAUCUUCUAAGUUCUACAUCUAGAAUGACCAUCUUCUAAGUCCUACAUCUAGAAUCUCAUUUAUGUUACUGUGUCUUUCAGUUGCCUUCUGUCUCUGUUAUAGUUGACACACCUGAGCUGUUAUUGGAUUCAUGUAAAACAACAUGGUUUCACGCUGUCUGGAGGAGUGUUACCAUGGUAACAUAUCAACUUCACGCUGUCUGGAGGAGUGUUACCAUGGUAACAUAUCAACUUCACGCUGUCUGGAGGAGUGUUACCAUGGUAACAUAUCAACUUCACGCGGUCUGGGGGAGUGUUACCAUGGUAACAUAUCAACAGACAACUGUUGUUUUCUCAGGUUUGUCCUUUUAUAGUUGCUCUAUUUUUUUCAAUGCUUCUUGAAUGUCAUUUCCCCCAAAAUGUCUGCCUCUUUGCCUAUAUUGAGAGAGUUGCUCUUUAAAAAGAUAACACCAUUCACCAUGUAUCAUCCAUCUCCCAUUAAACAUCAUGUAAACAUCCUGA
Molecule: messenger RNA, 2329 nt
Organism: Oncorhynchus nerka (sockeye salmon)
Lineage: Eukaryota; Metazoa; Chordata; Actinopteri; Salmoniformes; Salmonidae
Product: rho GDP-dissociation inhibitor 2-like
Exons: 3
Coding region: 61-366 (101 amino acids)
Biological process (GO): Rho protein signal transduction
Cellular component (GO): cytoplasm; membrane; cytosol
Molecular function (GO): protein binding; Rho GDP-dissociation inhibitor activity
Source: RefSeq, a predicted model, not a curated record